Solea solea (common sole) is the source of this 1593-nucleotide messenger RNA. RefSeq names its product hsp90 co-chaperone Cdc37-like. The coding region runs from base 265 to 1395 and encodes 376 amino acids. Gene Ontology annotation, biological process: protein stabilization; protein folding. Lineage: Eukaryota; Metazoa; Chordata; Actinopteri; Pleuronectiformes; Soleidae. The record is from RefSeq and is a predicted model, not a curated record. Gene Ontology annotation, molecular function: protein kinase binding; protein-folding chaperone binding; heat shock protein binding. The transcript has 8 exons. Gene Ontology annotation, cellular component: cytoplasm.
GUUGCAAAUCUUUCUAGAAUGCUGUAGUGAUGUCCUGUUAGCUCGCGCUAACUAGCCUCCUCUGAGUCCGUGCUGGGCAAACACAAACACAAACCUCGUCGCUUCGCCGAACUCGGGUAGGCAUUUUGCCAAAAGUUCGCCCUCCGCUCUUUGUAUGCUUUUUGGAUUCUAACUUCGGGCGAGUUUAGUUUGCCCACGAACUUCGCCGUUAGUCGUUUUUCAGAGCUAACGCAGCCAGUGUUGAUCAUCACCAUCAUCAUCAUCAUGUCGGGGAUAGACUACAGUGUGUGGGACCACAUCGAGGUGUCAGAUGAUGAAGAUGACACUCACCCCAACAUCGACACACCCAGUCUCUUCAGAUGGAGACACCAGGCACGGGUGGAGCGGAUGGAAGAAUUCCACAAAAAGGGUGACGACCUAAACAAGAGCCUCGCAGACUGUCGGCGUCGGCUAGCGGAGGCACAAAAGAAAGUACAAGAGCUGACCAUUUCUGCAAAGGACGAAGGCAAAGCGGAGCUGAGCAAGGCUCAGGCCGAGGAGAAGAAGCUGAGAAAAGAGGAGCGGGAAUGGGAGAAGAAGAGGGACGAUUACAAUCGGGAUGAGAAGAAGCAGCCGUGGAACGUGGACACACUCAGCAAGGAGGGCUUCAGCAAGAGCGUCGUCAAUAUCAAACCUGAGUCUCAUGAGGAAACCGAAGAGGAGAAGGAGCAGAAGCAUAAAACCUUUGUGGAAAAAAAUGAAAAGCAAAUCAAACAUUUUGGCAUGCUGCGACGUUGGGAUGACAGCCAGAAGUAUCUCUCUGACAACCCCCAUCUAGUAUGUGAAGAGACUGCCAACUACCUUGUCAUCAUGUGCAUCGACCUUGAAGUGGAGGAGAAACGCGCAUUGAUGGAGCAAGUGGCUCAUCAGACCAUCGUCAUGCAGUUCAUUCUGGAGUUGGCAAAAAGCCUCAAGGUGGAUCCUCGCGGGUGCUUUCGUCAAUUCUUUGCCAAAAUUAAGACGGCAGAUCAACAGUACCAGGACGCUUUCAAUGAUGAGCUGGAGUCAUUUAAGGAGCGAGUCCGUGGCAGGGCAAAGAUCCGCAUAGAAAAAGCCAUGAAGGAGUAUGAGGAAGAGGAACGACAGAAGCGCCUGGGGCCAGGAGGACUCGAUCCUGUAGAUGUGUACGAGUCCCUGCCAAUAGAGAUGCAGAAAUGUUUCGAUGACAAGAACAUCCAGUUGCUACAGGAUGUCAUUAGCAAAAUGGACCCAACGGAGGCGAAGCUUCACAUGAAGAGGUGCAUAGAAUCCGGGCUCUGGGUCCCCAACUCUAAACCAGACGAUGGGGAUGAAAAAGAGGAAGAUGCCACGUAUGAGGAGGUGAAACAAGAGCCGGAAGAAGCUAAGAAGGAAUAAACAAUAUAAAUAAAGUCAAACUCACAAUUUGUUGCUUUUGCGAAUGUUACCUUCCCACUGUAUUGCUGGCCGAGUGUCUGUACGACUAGUUUGUCAAUUGAGGAAUAAUUAAAUAAUUCUGUUUAGCUGCGACUUGAGGGUCAGCUACAUUUACAUCAGUAAAUCCCGCUUUAAAAUAAAAAUCUGCUUCUGAUCAGA